UCAGACUUUGGCAUGCUGCAAGCCAUGGCUUUUCACUCUACAAAGUGCAUGGCACAACUUGCUAACUGGUGCGAGUGCUGGAACUGUGAAAUCAAAUGGCCUUGAGUCAAGAGUGGUGGGCAGGAAGGAUUAAAUUGCUUUGCUCUGCCAGCAGAUUUUGCAUCAUGAGAAGGGAGAAGUGGCCCUCUUCACCAAAUUUCUACUGGGACCAUCAAGCUGGGCAGGCAGUUGGUCUUGUGAGAACAUGCAAUAGGAGGUGCUCAUGGCUUCAUUAUAGAUUGCUCUGUUAUCAGCUACUAGACCAGAUAAAUGAAAGAACAGAAAAUGAAGCUCUAGUAAGGUGCUGUGCUGGUGGUGUCCUGAAUGACAUCAGGUGUUCAGCUGUUUUGGGAAAUCAAGCCCACACAGCAAGUUUAUCUGAAAGAGUUUAUCUCUGGGCAAUGUGACAUUGGUGACAGAAGAAGAACGAGAAUGAUUACAUAUCUAUAACUCCCAGCAGUAUGUCAGGGUAUAUACCCAGUUACUUAGACAAGGAUGAGCUAUGUGUAGUAUGUGGGGACAAAGCCACCGGAUAUCAUUAUCGCUGCAUCACUUGUGAAGGUUGCAAGGGAUUUUUUAGAAGAACCAUUCAGAAAAACCUCCAUCCAACCUAUUCCUGUAAAUAUGAAGGAAAAUGUGUGAUAGACAAAGUAACAAGAAAUCAGUGCCAGGAAUGUCGCUUCAAAAAAUGUAUCUUUGUUGGCAUGGCAACAGAUUUGGUGUUGGAUGACAGCAAGCGGUUGGCAAAGAGGAAGCUGAUAGAAGAAAAUCGAGAGAAGAGACGUCGGGAAGAGCUGCAGAAAACAAUUGGGCACAAACCAGAGCCAACAGAUGAGGAAUGGGAGCUGAUCAAAAUUGUCACUGAAGCACAUGUGGCCACCAAUGCACAAGGAAGCCACUGGAAGCAAAAAAGAAAAUUUCUGCCAGAAGACAUUGGUCAAGCACCAAUAGUUAAUGCCCCAGAAGGUGGGAAAGUGGAUUUAGAAGCCUUCAGCCAGUUUACAAAAAUUAUCACACCAGCGAUUACAAGAGUGGUGGAUUUUGCCAAAAAGUUGCCUAUGUUUUGUGAGCUGCCAUGUGAAGACCAGAUCAUCCUUCUGAAAGGCUGCUGUAUGGAGAUAAUGUCCCUCCGAGCAGCAGUGCGCUAUGACCCCGAGAGUGAGACUUUGACGCUAAAUGGGGAGAUGGCGGUGACGAGGGGCCAGCUGAAAAAUGGGGGUCUUGGCGUAGUGUCUGAUGCCAUUUUUGACCUGGGCAUGUCUCUUUCUUCGUUUAACCUGGAUGACACCGAGGUUGCCCUUCUCCAGGCUGUUCUGCUCAUGUCAUCAGAUCGCCCAGGCCUUGUUUGCGUCGAGAGGAUAGAAAAGUGUCAAGAGGGUUUCCUCCUGGCAUUUGAACACUACAUUAAUUACAGAAAACACCAUGUUGCACACUUUUGGCCAAAACUGCUGAUGAAAGUGACAGAUCUGCGAAUGAUUGGAGCCUGCCAUGCCAGCCGCUUCCUGCACAUGAAGGUGGAGUGCCCCACAGAACUCUUCCCUCCGUUGUUCCUGGAGGUGUUUGAGGAUUAGAGAGACUGGAGCAGUCCUCCGCACCCCUGUCGCACUACUGGCUGUCAUUUCAUUCCAUUGCCCAGCUCUUCUCACCCUUGUUUGUUCUUCUUUUGUUCUCUUUUGAUUCUUGAGGUGGGGUUGGGUUUUUGUUUGGUUUUUUGUUUGUUUGGGGCUGCUGGGGGCAGUUGCGUACACAUGGAUGAAAACGUCCCUUUAAUGCAGGUACUUGUGACUAUUGCAAUUUGUUCUUCGGUCCUUUGAUGUGAAUGCUUUGACAGCUUAACAGUGAAAAUACAAACAGACCAGUCGCAUUCACCAGCACUUUCGUGGUCACCAGCUCACAUCAUCAUUGCUUGGAAGUGAUGGGAGAUUAAUUGAAGUGGCAGAAAAUAAAUUGGCCUCCAAGUUAAAACAGCUAUUGUUAAUUUGAUCCUGGCAAUUCUGUCUAGUAUUACCUCACUUUGCAGGGCACAAGUGACCAUUUAAUGCAAUGAAAUUUCUAGUCUUCAUGGUUGUUUCUAUUGUGACAAUUACCAUUAUGAUCUAGGAUCUUCAUCACCAUCAUGAUCCCAUCAUUAUCUGAGGAUUGUUCCAAUGGAUGCAGCAAAACCGUGCCCCAUAAAUCAAGUAUCUAGAAAAUGCAGCGUGGUAAAAGGGACUGAUUCAUUUUUUUCCACGUGUAUAAGAAAGUAAGAUCCUUCAGUUCUUACUGUGUUUGAACUCCAGGUAACUUCACUGGGAGGUCUGUCGGAGUAAGGAGGCGAAUUCGGUCCUCUGAGAUGCUUUUUCCUGAGAGUGGGGUGAUCUGCUUGUUCUGAGGUGUGUGGAAAAUCCAGCACUCUGAAGGAGUAGGCUGUUUGUCAGGAUAGCAGGAUUUCCUCAGAAUUAUUCAGGGAUGUGAGUGAUCACAGAAUGAUGACAAGAAGAAUGAAAUGUAGGGGAUGACCAUCAGAUGGAACAAAAACCAGUUGUGUUAUUAAUGACACUCGAGACUGUACAGCUUUAUCCCAGUAAUACAAAUAGCAUUGCUUGGCAGUAAUCUUUUGUUUUAUAUAUAUAUAUAAAGUUUAUAUGCACGUAUAUAUAUAUAAUUUUAUAUAUAUAUAAUUACAAAUCUUCAGCAGAUGUCUUAAACAUUUUUCCGUAUUUUUGUGUUCUCUCUCUCUCUCUCUUUCCUUCUUUCACCCUCUCUUCUGUGUGUGUGUGUUUAUGUGUGUUGAUCAGCUAGGUUCUCCCUCCUUGGUGUGCGUUUGUGUUUUGUUUGGCUAGUUUCUCACUUGAUUCCUUCAAAUAAUUUAUUUCCACUAAAUGCACUAGCAGGAACUGAACUGAGCAAAGACAGGAUGUCCUGCUGCCGAAAUCUGCAAGCCAGUAUUCACCAUACUGGAACGUUUGGAGGCCUGUAAUGAGGGCAUUAUAGGUAGAGGUUCCUUUCUGUCAUCCAUCUCCUUUCAGGGGCUUUGUCCCUGGAUUUUAUAAACUUGAUAUUAAACCAUUCUCUGAAUUUGUAUGAUACAUCAAAAGCAUUCUUCUGUUCUUCCUGGGAACUCAGAGACUUAGUUGACCUACUUCACACUUCCUCAUAUCCCACAUUCUUUUGUGUUGUGCAUUCAUUUGUACCAGUUUCUGUCUCUGCUAUUUAUUGAUAUAUUUGCCUGGCGAGUCAGUGGGCAUUGUUAGGUUGGUUGUGUUGACUUUCAGAGCUCAUGGCCCAUAUCUAAACCAAUACGUUACACAUUUAUCCCCUCAUGAGACCAUGAUACUCAGGAAAAUUUAAUCUUAUAGGUGGAACACAAUAUAUGUGCCAGAGGUUAAAUUAUUUUCACCUCUGUUUCCCUUUAUCACUGAUAAAGCGUUUGGAGUGCUGUUGGCCCUUCUUUCAGGGUUGUGGAAUCUUGUUCUCCCUGUUCUUUGAUGUCACAUGCACCUGUAGUGAGUUAUGAGCAUUGAUGUUAUUCCUUACAGGUUGUGCACUUAAUUUCAUGAGAACAUAAAACACAAUGGCGUGUUCGGGGCUUUUGGCAGGUAGCAAGUAGGCAGGCCAUUGGAAAUUAGUCUUUAAAUGUGUGCUGGAGUUGAAGAACCUCUGUCGCAGACUGUGUUUACGCCAUCUCAAAAUGUGUGCUAACAACACCAUUCUCUACCCAAAUUCCUGGUAGAGUGCUAUGUCUUGGGGACAAGGAGCUGGAAACUCUUCUGCUUUUUGGAACAAGAGACCAGACAACUUGAUGAACUUGCUUGUAUUUGGUUCUGCAGAAUCUCAGGUGGGCAGCAUCUGCAGUCAGUGAAGAAUAUUAGAUAUCUCAUUUGGGAUUGGCGUGACAGGGCACUGAUUGUACAUAGGAAGAGCAAAAAAACAGCCAAUCCAUUACUGGCAUCUGUACCCCAAAUGGCUCUCAAAAAUAAAAGAAGUGUGUGGGUCUUUUGGAGUUGCCAGAGCAUGGAGUUCCUUAUGAAGCCUGUCUGAGUAGCUCACCUAGUAGCUAACUGUGAUUUUGAGUUAGUGUACAAGCUUUUGACUGUGCUGCAGAUGAGACCACAGAGAAAAAAGGUCAUUUUCUCCUGGUCAUUCACAGUGACCUCACUACAAGCCUUUUUUUUCUCUUGAGCAUCAGUUCCUAGAGUUACAUUGCUACUUGAGAGAUUCAGUCUCUCAUUAAGAUCAACAAUUCUCAUCCUUUGAGUUAUAAAGAAAAUCAGUGGCCUAAAUUGGAAGUCACUACCCAAAAGUGACUUCUCAUAGCUCACAACUACGGAGGCCACCGCUACUGGCCUUUGAACACUUGGGAGUAUCAGGACUGCAUUAAUCAAAAAAUAAAAAAAGGUCACGGGUUAGAAAAAAUGUGAGAGUUACUGGAUUGACUUGGGGAAGCAGCGAGAGAUGUAGGAACUUGCAACACCCUGGACAGAACUGCAGUUUGAGGCCGUGCUGAGAAUUAAUGCUUCGCACACUGGCUGCUGUAAAAAUCAUUGCUCAUACAGGAACUUGUCUCCAAAGGUGACCAAAGCAAGUUACAAAGUUUUAAAACACAGCCUGUAUAAAUGGAUGUCUGAAUUCAGGCAUGUAAGCUGCAUUUAGGCAUCCAAGCUAAUGGCCUGACUUCCCAAGAUGCCGAUGCAGCUUGGGGUUGUGGUUAAUCAGGGUUCAGAAAACCAGUCCUCCUUUCUUAGGUGACUGCAGAUGGGCCGAACUGCCUCAAAUUAGGCGACCAACCUUGAGUAGUUCAGCAGUGCUUUAAGCAGUAAGGACGUAUGUCAGCAUACUUCUCUAGCUUUUUAGAUUACAUUGGAAUCUGGCUCUGAUUACCAGGGGGAUUAGUAAUAUUCCUCAACUGAAAACUAAGACCUAGCUCUUAGUCUGACAGAUUUGAUGUUCUGACAUCUAAUGGCCUCUGAUCUCCUACCAGUCUUAUUGAGUGUCUUCGGUGACUUCCUUAGUCUGACUCCUGACCUACAUGAUCAUGAGAGCAAAACUAAAACCCGUGAGGAUGCUGUUGCAGACUCUUACUAGUGGAUGUGACCUCAGUCCUGCAAUCACUUACCUGCUUUUGUAUACCAGUGUUCUCAGGCCACUGUAGAGUUGAGCCACUGGAUUUACCACCUGCGUGGCAGACAUCAGUACUGCAGCUACAGUCAGCAGCGUUUGUAGGACCUGGCCUUUUGAGGGAAGCAACAAGCAGGCACUUUUCAGUGCAGUCCAGCAUCUUGUUUCUGACGGUGCCACACAACCCUCAUUUUUGCUUUGUGGUCUGUGUGGGGGUGUUGCAUAGAAGAUUCUUCCUCUCGAACCUGAUUGUCAUCCGUCAUGGUUUUGCCCUGGGUAACGUGCAUUUAGAUGCCCAUUUCAUGUGUAAUCUCAGUUAAGUUAUGCUAUUUAUAAUGACACAUGUAGUGCGUGAUAAUGAUUUUUGUUUACAUUCUGCCAAAAUGUAGGUGUUAGAGUUAGACCUCUGAGGCCCAAAACCAUCCUUGAGCAAAGUGCUUGCUUCUUUAGAGGCAGGCGUCAGAAAGAGAAAAAAAAAAAAUGUCCAGAAAGACCAUUUGUAUUCGAAAUCUGCCAAGACAGGGCUGUUGAUCACAAGCAGAGCAUGUCAUUGCUAGUGAUGUAUUUUUAUGCUAUGGAACUCUAACCUGUAUAUGUCAUAUUGACUUUUUGCUGCAUGAAUCAUAAAUUAUAAAAAUCAGUCUUACAGUUUUGAGAUGUAGCCAGCAUUCCUAAGGCUAAACCUUUUUCAUUGACAGAAUCGAAAUCCACAACCAAGGAAUAUCUUCCUCUCACUGUGAGAGCAAUUAAAAGUGUUCAACAGUUACCUUUUCACAAAGGAAGAGGCACAGGACCUCUUAAUGUGUCUUGUUAUUGUGAUCAUCUGGAAAUGAUUGCCAGACGUUUCCUUUUGAUACAGAAAUGAAGUGAUCCGUAUUUAAAUUUUAUAGAGAGAAACUUUAUUCUAGUGUGAUAGAGAUUUAUUUUCCACUUAAAGAUACAAAACAGCGUGAGCACAUUUUUUUACUAUGGUAUAUUUUUGCUUUAAAAUUAAAAACAACAAAAAAAAAGGUUUGGCCUUAUCACAAAGUUUUAGUGUGUCGUAUAGAUGUUAGCAAAUGCAAAGAGUAUGCAUUAUUUGUGUGUAUCCACAUUGACUGAUGUCGCCUUCGAAAAGCAAUAUUGUGCAGGUAAUAAGUUGUUUGUGACUGUCCAUUGCACAGUUUACCUUCUUUAAAAGCUAACCUUGUUUAUGCACAAGACAAUCAAAUGUAAAUCUACAUCAGCACCCAGGUGUAGAUUAAAUUUAUGUAAAUUACUGAGCACAAUGUAAAACAUUAAAAGACACUUUAUUUAAUUACACAUUUAAUGUUGGUAAAGAUAGUAUCAGGGCAUGAACUAGCUGACAUACUGUAAUUUCUUUUUCUCUUUUCCUACUUCCUUAGCAGUCUUCAGUUUUCGUUUGCUCAUAAAUACAUCAAAUUAGUCAUUCUUUUUUUUUUUUUUUUUUUUUUUUUUUUUUUUUGAAGAGAAGCGUGGUUUGGGUUGUUUAUUUGUUUUUGUAAAGUUAAUUGGGAGGAUUUCUUACUUUGUCUAUGAGGUUUGUGGGUUUUGCUUAUUUGGUUUAUUUUUUUAUAUCAGUUUCGUGCCCUGAGGGUAAGGCAAACAUUACGCAGUACAGUAAAAAACAAAAUACCUUGGAUGAUGUAUUUUUUUGCAAACAGUGUUAAGAGUUAUGCUAGAUUGGUAAUAUUUUUUCAGCCUAAAAUAUAUUAAAAAAAAAUCUGUGAUCACAAAUGUUUUAAACUAUCUAAAGAGAAAAUUUGUAUAUUUGGGGGAAGAAAAUAAUUUUUACAUAGCUUUUGUAUGCAGAUAUUAAAAUGUAAUUAUGAAUAUAGUGGGCAUAGAUAACUGUGUAAGCUUGAAUUCUAAAAAAGAAAAAGCUUAUAACCGAA
Messenger RNA from Oxyura jamaicensis (ruddy duck), 7031 nucleotides. It is a transcript of the gene THRB, whose product is annotated as thyroid hormone receptor beta. The transcript is spliced from 11 exons. Gene Ontology annotation, molecular function: zinc ion binding; nuclear receptor activity; RNA polymerase II cis-regulatory region sequence-specific DNA binding. Bases 501 to 1610 code for a protein of 369 amino acids. The record is from RefSeq and is a predicted model, not a curated record. Gene Ontology annotation, biological process: negative regulation of transcription by RNA polymerase II; positive regulation of transcription by RNA polymerase II; thyroid hormone receptor signaling pathway. NCBI's taxonomy places the organism in Eukaryota, Metazoa, Chordata, Aves, Anseriformes, Anatidae.